Triplophysa dalaica is the source of this 2354-nucleotide messenger RNA. RefSeq lists its product as uncharacterized. The transcript is spliced from 4 exons. The coding region runs from base 82 to 702 and encodes 206 amino acids. The record is from RefSeq and is a predicted model, not a curated record. NCBI's taxonomy places the organism in Eukaryota, Metazoa, Chordata, Actinopteri, Cypriniformes, Nemacheilidae.
AUGACUUCCGGCACCGACCUUCCCUGCAGCCGGGGAGUCGACUGAACGAAUUCCGGUGCGAAGGUUUGUUGUUGUCAUACCAUGCCACGAAACUAUAUUCGAAAAACUGACUGGGGCUCAGCAACCUAUGAGGAACUGGAGAAAGCUUUUGUUGAAGUCAAGCUUGGGAAAUCCAUCAGAACAGUGGCAAAAGAGAGAAAUAUUGGCAGGUCAACCCUGCAGAGGUACGUGAAAAAGGCAGAAGGAAAACGGGAAAAAACUGUAGGGUACAGAGGAACAGCAGAAGCGCAGAGGAUCUUUUCCAAAGAGUUAGAAGCGGAACUGUCAGAAAACAUAAAGACGUUAGCCGGACGCCUCCAUGCUGUUACUCCAAAGAAGUGCCGUCAAAUGGCCUUUGAAUUGGCCCAAAAGUAUAACAUUCCUGUACCAAACAACUGGGGAGAGCAGAGAUUGGCAGGCCGAGAUUGGUCCAGUAGUUUCAUAGCCCGCCACAACCUCUACUGCCAUAUAACUGAAACAACAUCUUUGGCAAGUCGUGGACAGGUCAUCUGUUAUAGUUUCGUCGACAAAGAUGAAAUGAAGAAAGAAAUCAGAGAGGAAAAUGAUGUCAUUGUCCCGCUUCAUGAAGUUUUGGAGGAUGAGAGUGCUGAGAUUUGUGAUUCGAGUCAAGACAUUUUAAACAGUGACUUGUUUCUCACGUAAUAUUUAUAGGAUUGGCUAAAAAAACUUUUCAAACAUUUUGACUAACAACCUUUUUCUUCUUGUUUUCUUUUUUUCCCCCAUAUCAUAAAUAGAGUAAAUAAAAAUAGGUGCCUACACCUAUUAAUAAUCCCUGCAUUAUAAAGUUGUUUGUUUAUAUUAUGUAUAAAACGAUUAUUUAAUUGUGUUGUUUAUUUGUUCUUUCAUUUAAAAUGUAUAGGCUACUCUUGAUCCUAAUCUAAACCCACAUCUUAAACUAAAUCUACCAACACACCUGUACACAACAAGUGCAAUGUACUAAGAUAUGUAAUUGACAGUUAAGUAAAACCCAAAAUGCUAAUUUGUAGACAUUAUUAUUAAUCAUAAUUUUAACUAUAACUUUUCCCCUCAUCUUCCGUGAAACAUAUACUGUAUAGGCAGGAGCAUUUCCAAUUUAUUAGUUUUAAGAUGCUAUAGGAAUAACAAAAUGUGUCCUCAACAUGACUGUAAGGUUACACUUUAUUUUACAGUGCUCAUGUUACAGUGUAAUUAAACAUUUAAGUACUGAGUAAAAAUAAUUAACUACAUGUACUAACUACAGGGUUAGGGUUAGGAUUAGGGUGUGGUUUAGAGGUUAAUUACAUGUAAUUAUGCAUAAUGUAUAAUAAAUACUGUAGCAAAUACAUUUAACAUGUGUUACAAGGUCACCGGAAAAUAAAGUAUUACCGACUGUUGUAUUUAAAAUAUUUCAUAUGUUAAUUUUGUUGCUUUUUGCACAAGGAUAUUAAUUGAGAUGUUUAUUUAUGAUAUCACAACUAGGUAAAUUGUAUUUUUUUUCUGUGGUUUGAGUGAAUGCUUUCAUUGGCUUUUAAUUUUAUAUGCCAUUUUAAUUUAUUUUAAUAUAGCCAUGCUAAAUACACUUCCUUAUAAUAAGUUGUCCUACACAGUUGACAGUUCUUUCUAUCUGCAGAGCAGUUUAUUUUUCCAGCAAGAAAAUUACCUCUCAAGGAGCAAUGUGGAGAUUUUAGCGGCAUCUAGCGGUGAGGUGGAGACAAUGCAACCAACAGCUCACUCCAUCCCUCCCUUUCGAAGCACUACGGUCGCUUCACAGAUCAAAAAUGUUGUCGCGUUUUCACUUUCUUUGCAGAAGGAGAUUACAAAUUUACGAAAGACGCUGUGUAGAGCAGUUUUUCCGUUUAUAGUUUAGAUGGCGAAUUCCAUGCAAGGAGACACGCUUUUCAUUAUGUAAGGUCUUUAUACACCUCUUAAAAAAUAGUUGUGUGUAUUAUUUUGCAUUUUUGUCUAUAGAUAAAUAAAAAACUAGACACUGGACUGGACCUUUAAAUAAAUGAGAAGGAAAAGGAAUAAAGAACUAAUAUGUAAUAAUACUAAUAUAUCAUCUGUAAAGUAUCGUGUCAACUAGUUGAACAUUGUCAGCUUUAAGACAUCCAAUGGUGUUUAAAUAGAUUCCAAAAAUUAGUCCUGCUAAACCAAAAAAGAUAUUUUGAAGAAUGUUGGUAACCACACACCUCCAUUGUAUAGCCAAAAAAACCACUGAGACAUUUUUUAAAUGUCUUGUUUUUUGUUCUACAGAAGAAAGUCAUGCAUGUUUGGAAUUAAUGAGGGCGAAUAAAAACUUAGUUGUAUUUUGAUUGAACUAUCCCUUUAAGAAGAGU